CAAGCGGGACAUAAUCGACCACACCUCGAUCAAAUCCACCCAAAAUGCCUCAAGCACAGCCAGAAUUGAAGAAGUACAUGGAGAAGCGGGUAUUCUGCCAACUGAACGGCAACCGCAAAGUCAUUGGUAUCCUACGUGGCUACGAUGUAUUCAUGAACAUUGUGCUCGAUGAGGCGUUCGAAGAGAAGCAGGGUGGAGAGAAGGUUGCCAUCGGCAUGGUGGUCAUUCGCGGCAAUUCGGUUGUUAUGCUUGAGGCUCUGGAGCGUAUAAGCGACAAAUGAGAGAAGUCACCAGGCGGUGUUGAAACUGAACAUUUUUUAUACCUUCACCAUGGGAUUGUUUUUGAAAUACGACAAGGAGUUCACGGUUUGGCUUUGCUCACAUGGCAUGAUCGAGAGCAUUUCAUGUACUUGACUCUCUGGCUACGAGAAUCUCAAUACAAAUCAAAAAAAAAAAAAAAAAAAACACUGGAAACCUUUGUGGUUGGAA
Aspergillus saccharolyticus JOP 1030-1 is the source of this 489-nucleotide messenger RNA. Its product is annotated as putative small nuclear ribonucleoprotein SmG. The transcript has 5 exons. Gene Ontology annotation, molecular function: RNA binding. Gene Ontology annotation, biological process: spliceosomal snRNP assembly; mRNA splicing, via spliceosome. Gene Ontology annotation, cellular component: U12-type spliceosomal complex; spliceosomal tri-snRNP complex; U5 snRNP. The record is from RefSeq and is a predicted model, not a curated record. The coding region runs from base 45 to 281 and encodes 78 amino acids. NCBI's taxonomy places the organism in Eukaryota, Fungi, Ascomycota, Eurotiomycetes, Eurotiales, Aspergillaceae.